Messenger RNA from Aspergillus novofumigatus IBT 16806, 554 nucleotides. Its product is annotated as putative pre-mRNA branch site protein p14. The record is from RefSeq and is a predicted model, not a curated record. Gene Ontology annotation, molecular function: mRNA binding. Bases 213 to 554 code for a protein of 113 amino acids. Gene Ontology annotation, cellular component: ribonucleoprotein complex; cytoplasm; nucleus. The transcript is spliced from 4 exons. Lineage: Eukaryota; Fungi; Ascomycota; Eurotiomycetes; Eurotiales; Aspergillaceae.
CUCUUUGGGUGUCUCUCUUGCUUUUAGAUAACUUGACUAUUGAUUUUUCUGGACUUUCCUUGUCCCAAGAAUGAGCCGGAAGCUCGCCCCCGAAGCCAAUCGGUGAGUCUCCUCGCGCGAAUCUGCCCCUCCGCCAGAGUCUCUUACUGCUCUUGGCCUGCCAUCACGCGAUAGUCGCUUUUCUCAACUACAUGCAGACAUAUUGCCCAUAAAUGGUCAUAGACGCUGACAAACGGUUUUCCAGGAUUCUCUUCGUCAAGAACCUCAACUACAACGUGACUGCUGAGCAGCUAUUUGACCUCUUCGGCAAAUUUGGACCCAUCCGUCAAAUACGCCAAGGAAUUGCGAACAACUCAAAGGGUACCGCUUUUGUCGUAUACGAAGACGUUCACGACGCCAAACAGGCAUGCGAUAAGCUCAAUGGAUUCAAUUUUCAGAACAGAUACCUCGUCGUGUUGUACCACCAGCCGGAGAAAAUGCUUAGGUCGAAAGAGGACCUGGCGGAAAGGCAAGAGAAUUUGGAGCGUCUCAAACAGCAGCAUGGGAUAGAAUGA